This is a messenger RNA of Cyprinus carpio (common carp), 3906 nucleotides long. RefSeq names its product integrin alpha-6-like. Gene Ontology annotation, molecular function: integrin binding. Bases 127 to 3258 code for a protein of 1043 amino acids. NCBI's taxonomy places the organism in Eukaryota, Metazoa, Chordata, Actinopteri, Cypriniformes, Cyprinidae. Gene Ontology annotation, cellular component: external side of plasma membrane; integrin complex. Gene Ontology annotation, biological process: cell-matrix adhesion; leukocyte migration; cell adhesion mediated by integrin. The record is from RefSeq and is a predicted model, not a curated record. The transcript has 25 exons.
GAGGUGGUAAAUCAGCCAAGGCUUAUAUAAUGUGUCACAUCGCCUCGCCCUCCUGCAGCGGGAGUUUUUCUUCUGGGUGAUAUACAAUCUCUCAGUGCAUAUCCAGCUCCAGAGAGGUCCACCAUCAUGUUGUUCAGUCAGUGGGCUCUCCUCUUGACCGUGUGGAUGCUUCGUGUGGAGGUGUCGUCUUUUAACCUGGACACGCAGAACGUGAUGAACUUGCGUGGAGAAGCAGGCACUUUGUUUGGGUUUUCUAUGGCCAUGCACCAUCAACUCAAACCUUCAGAUGAGCGAGUAUUGCUGAUUGGAGCCCCUCGUGCUAAAGCAUUGCCCAAACAUAAUGCCAAUGUAUCUGGAGGUCUGUACAGAUGUAAAUUCACAACACAAUCUGAUGAUUGUGAACGCAUUUCCGUUGAUAUAAAAGAACGUCCCCAAAACAUUCCUGGACAAGAUCAUAGAGAAAAGCAAUGGCUGGGCGUCCGUGUCCGAAGUCAGGGACGAGGAGGCAAAGUAGUGACUUGUGCCCACAGGUACCAGGAUUGGAGUUUUGACAACCGGCGGUUAUUGGGCAGAUGUUUUGUCAUGGAACAGGACCUUACCUUAAUGACAGAUGGAGCGUCCACAAGAACAAUUUGUAAGAAUCGGGAACCAGAAAAGCACAAGUUUGGCUACUGUCAACAAGGUGUCUCUGUAGCAUUUUCCAAAGACAACAAAUAUCUUGUUUAUGGAGCUCCAGGAGCAUAUGACUGGACAGGCAUUGUGCACAUGGAGCCUGUUAAUGACUUCUCUUUAGAGACCUAUGAAACGGGAGAUUAUAAUCAGCCUCAACAAAAGCUUAUUUCUGUGGACAUCAGCAGCCUUUUAGGCUUUGCUGUCGAUACUGGAAUGAACCUAAUGAAAAAAGGAGAGUUGAAUGUUGUGGCCGGGGCUCCGCGAUCCAACUACAGCGGGGAGGUUUUGCUGCUGAGACCAGAAGAAAAUGCAGAAUCAAGGAACCUAAAAGCUGAGUACAUCCUUCAAGGCCCAGGUUUGGCCUCCUCCUUUGGCUAUGACCUCGCUGUUCUUGACUUAAAUGGAGAUGGGUGGGAUGAUCUUGUUGUGGGUGCACCCGAGUUCUCCAAUAAAAGCAUGGAUGAAGAUGUAGGAGGAGCUGUGUAUGUUUACAUCAACCAACCCAAAGGGCAGCGCUGGAAGCAAAUCAAACCAGUGUGUCUAUAUGGGAAAAGGGACUCCAUGUUUGGACUAGCAGUGGCGCAUAUUGGGGAUAUCAAUCAAGAUGGAUACCAAGAUUUUGCAGUGAGUGCUCCUAAUGAGGAUACAGGGAGAGGUCGGGUGUACAUAUAUCAUGGUUCAGCUGCAGAGUUUCAUCAAAAACCAGAGGUUUUAGAUGCUGGAGUCCCUAGUAUCAAAUCGUUUGGUUAUUCUUUGGCUGGAAACAUGGAUAUAGAUGAUAAUGGCUAUCCAGACCUUGCUGUGGGUUCACUUUCAGAUAGUGUGCAAAUUUAUAGGACUAAACCAGUGGUAAACAUAAAAAAGACCUUAACAUUAACACCAAAUAGUAUUGAUUUCGAGGACUGCAAGAAAUAUUCAUGCAUUUUUAGCGAUAUUACAGCUCAGUCCUGCUUUACUUACACUGCCCAGACACCUACAUACAAUCACAAACUGAGGAUCAGCUACACGCUAAAGGCUGAUACACUGCGGAUAGAGAGGGGUCUUCAUUCACGAGUGGUCUUUGUUAAUCCUGAGGCUGCCCAGGGAUACCAGGAACUGUCUGAGGGCAAACAAGAGUGUAUCCAGACCCAGCUCAGGCUGCUGGGAAAUAUCCAGGAUAAGCUGACCAGCAUUUUCAUCAGCCUGUCUAUUUCUUUGCCGUCUAACAAUCCAAAACAGACAAUCAGAAACCUCCCUGGCUUAGAGCCAGUUCUGAACGCUCUGCAAGAACAUGCAACCAAAGCAGAGGUCACCUUUAGAAAUGCCGGCUGUGGAACUGACAACAUCUGUCAGAGUAACCUGCAGCUCAAAUAUAGGUUCUGCACCAGAGACCAACAACAAGACAAAUGUGACCCUCUAGCCAUGGGAAAUGAUAUUCCUGUAAUUUCUCCUGGUGAUAAGAAUGUUGCCCUGGAGGUCACUGUAACCAACAAAGGUGGAGAAGAUGCACACCAGAGCCAACUUUUUGUGACGUUUCCAGAAUUUCUGCAGCUAUCAUCAUUUGAGCUGAAGAAGAGUACUGUGCAGCAAGAUCAGGUGAAUUUUAACCCAAAUGAAAAUAAAACACAGGCUGAAUUCCAACUUGGAAAUCCUUUUAAAAGAGACUCAGAGGUUUCAUUCUUCAUGAUACUUAACAUAGGAAGGCUUUCCUUGAGAGUAACAAGCGCUAAAGUGACUAUGUUGCUAAAAACGAUCAGCAAUCAAAAUAUUCCAGUAGUCGUUGCAGAAGCAAAAAUUAUCUUUGAACUGCAUCUGAAAAUCACUGGUCUUGCUAAACCUUCCCAGUUAUUCUUUGGAGGAGAAGUAAAAGAUUUGAAAGCAAUGAAAUCAGAAGAUGAUAUCGGCUCUUUGGUCCAAUAUAAGUUCAGGAUCAGUAACGUUGGUCGGCCUCUGAAGUCCUUUGGUUCUGUUGUGCUGAACAUUCAGUGGCCAAAUGCAACCAAGGAGGGAAAACGGCUCCUGUACCUUGUGCAGAAUCUGCAGAUCAAGGAUCAUCGAGAAAAUAUUAUUCACUGCAUGCCAGCAGAUGCAAUCAACCCACUCCGAAUUACCAAGGCGUCAUCCAGAGGACGCCGUGAAGUAGAGCAUGAAUCAAGCCUGAAGGCUCUUGCCUCUGAUGUUUUUCCCUUUAUGGGCAACAGAAGAAAGUAUAAAAUCCUGACAUGUGCUGAUGAUUUAAGAUGUGUGGAGAUAAAGUGCCCUCUUGAGGCAGUGGACAGCACUACAGACGUUGUUUUUCACGCACGCUUGUGGAACAAUACUUUUCUUGAGGAGUAUAGUUCAUUGAACUACUUGGAUAUAGUACUGGAUGCGUUUUUGACUCUUAAUGCGACUCUGCAGAAUAUUGGGAUGCAGCCAUCCGAUAUUAAGGUGAAGCUAACGGUCUUUCGUGAGAGAAAGCCUGCUUUGUUCAGUCGAGUCCCGUGGUGGGUCAUUCUACUCAGCAUAUUGACUGCACUGUUUUUACUGGGUCUUCUCUUCUACCUGUUAAAGAAGUUUGAAUGCUUGAAUUGUGGAAUUUGUGCUAACGAAAAGAAGGUAUGCUAAGAAUCAGGACAGGACAGAGUUGUGUCUUCUCAGGAAGAUGGACAAAGCAGUUUUCUGAUUCUGUGGAGAUUUUAUUUUUUCUUGCACAGGUCAAAAAAAGUAUUUUUCUUCUUUGUUUUUUGUGUUUUUCUUUUUCUUUUUUUAUGUUGUCUAAAUAAAAUGUUGAGAAUUAAUAACUAAAUAAUCUACAAACAAAAAGUUGUAAACAUGUAACACUAAGGACAAAUGAUGCUACUCUGCUUACAUCACAUCUGAUUAACAUUGUCAUCUUACAAUGUUAAUCAUACAUUUCAGUAUCUAAUGCAGUGAAAGAACAAACUACAUUUACAUAGUAAUGUGCACUGUCUGUAAUGUUGGUGGUAGAGUAAAAUUUCCUUUCGCGAUGUGGUGUAUUUGACUGGAAUGACUCAAGUGUCACGGAGAAGGAGGCGGAGGUGUGCGCAGGAACAUCUUGAGGGCAGGUGUAAAGAUGAGAAUGGUGCCGAGCACAGAGACUGUGAGGAAGGCCCAGAGAAAAAUCCUGUCCAACACCUGAGCCACAAACUUCCAGUCCUGAACUACCUGGAAGAGUGAAGGAAUGUUCAUUAUCAUAACUAUCAUGACUGGCAUCUUCAUCAACAAAUAAUAGUCAACACUAAAAAAGUCAUU